UACGGCACUUCCGUUCAGGUCCGUUUGUUGUCACUCGCCCCGCGUCGUGGGCUUCAGGCAUGGGGUCCGCCAGCCUGGCCAGGCUGCACGGGCUCUUCGCGGCCUACAAACCCCCUGGGUUGAAGUGGGAGCACCUGCGGGAUACCGUGGAGCUGCAGCUUCUGAAGGGUCUCAACGCAGGGGCACCCCGGCCCGCCCCCCAACAGCGUGUCCGUUUCCUGCUGGGUCCCGUGGAGGGCAGCGAAGAGAAGGAGCUGACCCUCACGGCCACCAGUGUGCCCUCUCUCGCCAACCACCCGCUGGUCUGUGGACCAGCCUUCACCAGCCUGAAGAUCGGCGUGGGCCACCGGCUGGACCCCCAGGCUUCGGGGGUGCUCGUGCUCGGCGUGGGACGAGGAUGCGGGCUCCUCACGGACCUGUACGAUGCUCACGUCACCAGGGACUACACCGUGCGCGGUGUCCUGGGCAAGGCCACCGACGACUUCAGUGAGGACGGGCGGCUGCUGGAGCGCACGACGUACGACCACGUGACCAGAGAGAAGCUGGACCGGAUCCUGGCCAUGGUCCAAGGCUCCCACCAGAAGGCCCUGGUGAGGUACUCCAACGUGGACCUGCAGACGCAGGAGGCCUACGAGAUGGCCGUGCGGGGCCUCCUCCGGCCCCUUACCCCGUCCCCGAUGCUGGUGACCGGCAUCCGCUGCCUCCACUUUGCGCCCCCCGAGUUCCUCUUAGAGGUGCAGUGCAUGCACGAGACGCAGAGGGAGCUGCGGCGCCUGGUGCACGAGCUGGGCCUGGAGCUGAGGAGCAGCGCCGUGUGCUCACAGGUGAGGCGCACGCGGGACGGCUGCUUCACGCUGGCCCAGGCCCUCCUGCGCGGCCAGUGGGACCUGCGCAGCGUCCAGCAGGCCAUCGAGGACGCUGCCCCCCGGGUGGCCGCGCAGCUCGAGAGCCUGAGGCCCGAGCUGGACACCCAGCAGCCCCGAGAUCCCGACGCGCCCAGGACCCGACGCAGCACGGAGGCGAGAAGGCUCCCGAGCCAGAACUGUGCAGAAAGCGAGACGCGGCGGCGACAGUCUCCUCCCCGGGGCAGGAAGCGCUGAACUCGGCCGGGGGGUCCUGGCACCGCAGGAGGGUGUGGGCCUGGCACGCGGCGGACCCGGGUUCAGUCCGCGGCAUUCCGUAGGGUCCUCCAAGCCUGCCAGGAGGGAUCCCCGAGCACUGAGCCAGGAGUCCACCCUGAGCACUGCGGGGUGUGGCCGCAAACCCAAACCAAACUGCGGCUCAGGCCAGGGAGGUGGCUCCAUGACGGACAGAGCGUGUGCCUCACACAGGCUCUGGGUUCGACUCCUGGCACCACAAACUGACAAAGUCUCCGAGGCCACGAACAUGGACAGACGGCACAGGUCCGAGAGGAGACUUCCUGGGCCCCGAGAACGGGGGCCCGUGGGGGGCUGAGGGCUGUCAGCACACGCCCGGGGAACGAUGACCGAGAAUCACGUGCUCACGGAGCGGAGGACGCCAGGUGGCCAGCAGCCAGGCCCGCCCCUAAUCACGCGACGAGGUGGCGAUGAAGUGAUAACACCGGUGUUAGCAAACCGGGCAUCUGCAGUGUCCAGAAGCAUAAAAGGUGACUACUGCC
Sorex araneus (European shrew) is the source of this 1639-nucleotide messenger RNA. RefSeq names its product TruB pseudouridine synthase family member 2 (gene TRUB2). The transcript is spliced from 8 exons. Lineage: Eukaryota; Metazoa; Chordata; Mammalia; Eulipotyphla; Soricidae. The record is from RefSeq and is a predicted model, not a curated record. Gene Ontology annotation, biological process: RNA processing; pseudouridine synthesis. Gene Ontology annotation, molecular function: RNA binding; pseudouridine synthase activity. The coding region runs from base 60 to 1100 and encodes 346 amino acids.